AUGGUCCUCUCGUUCAUCCUGAUUCAGAACCGGCAAGGUAAAACCCGCCUGGCGAAAUGGUACGCGCCAUAUAACGACGAAGAGAAGAUAAAACUAAAAGGCGAAGUCCACCGCCUCAUCGCCCCCCGCGACCAAAAGUACCAAUCCAACUUCGUCGAGUUCCGACAGAACAAGAUCGUCUACCGGCGAUACGCAGGCCUCUUCUUCUGUGCGUGCGUCGACGCGAACGAUAACGAGCUCGCGUACCUGGAGGCCAUACACUUUUUUGUAGAGGUGCUGGAUAGCUUUUUUGGGAACGUGUGUGAGCUGGAUUUGGUGUUUAACUUCUAUAAGGUCUACGCUAUUCUCGACGAAGUUUUCCUGGCGGGCGAGGUAGAGGAGACGAGUAAACAGGUUGUUCUUACGCGGCUGGAGCAUCUGGAUAAGCUGGAGUGA
Hyaloscypha bicolor E is the source of this 435-nucleotide messenger RNA. Its product is annotated as clathrin coat assembly protein. Gene Ontology annotation, biological process: clathrin-dependent endocytosis; protein transport. The coding region runs from base 1 to 435 and encodes 144 amino acids. Lineage: Eukaryota; Fungi; Ascomycota; Leotiomycetes; Helotiales; Hyaloscyphaceae. Gene Ontology annotation, molecular function: clathrin-cargo adaptor activity. Gene Ontology annotation, cellular component: AP-2 adaptor complex; intracellular membrane-bounded organelle. The transcript is spliced from 4 exons. The record is from RefSeq and is a predicted model, not a curated record.